AUGGCGGUCCCUCGAGGAGCCCAGAUCGCAGCAAGGCUCCUUAGUCGAGGCUCAAGACCGUUGACCUCCAAUCCGUCCUUAUAUAAAAGAGACUACAGGUUCGACCGCUUCCCUGCAAAACCAAAGACCCAGCGGAUUAGAAAUGCGUCUUUACACACGCGAGCAACUCAUCAUGCACAGGCUGCCGCCGCCGUCGUGCAAGAAGAGGGACCCUACGACAGUCCCGAGUCCACGAACCCUGCAAUGUCCUUUCCCUGUCUUGAUGCUCAAGAAAUGAAGACCGCUGCUUUGCAGAACCGCUCUCUCGAAUCGGGCCCCGAACCGUCCUAUACCACGGGCAGACACAUGGUGUUCCACAGCUCGGAACCCAUCCUGUUGGAUUGGGGUGGGAUACUACCCGAAUUCAAGAUCGCUUAUGAGACUUGGGGCACUCUGAACGCAGACAAGAGCAAUGCAAUUCUGCUGCAUACUGGAUUGUCGGCGUCGAGCCAUGCACACAGCACCGGAGCAAACCCGAAACCUGGGUGGUGGGAAAAGUUCAUUGGGCCUGGUGCUCCUCUUGAUACCAAUAAAAACUUUGUCAUUUGCACCAACGUGAUAGGCGGCUGCUACGGCUCGACUGGACCUUAUUCUAUCGACCCCUCUGACGGUCAGCGAUAUGCCACUCGGUUUCCCAUCUUGACUAUGGACGACAUGGUCAGAGCGCAAGCGCGGCUCCUGGACGGACUUCGUAUCGACAAGCUCUAUGCCAGCGUUGGCGCCAGCAUGGGUGGAAUGCAGAGUCUCGCCUUUGGCGUCCAUUUCCCUGACCGGGUGGGCAAAAUCGUCAGCAUUUCGGGUUGUGCAAGGAGCCACCCGUACAGCAUUGCCAUGCGUCACACUCAACGACAAGUGUUGAUGAUGGACCCCAAAUGGAACAGGGGUUUUUAUUACGACAGCAUUCCUCCACACACGGGAAUGAAACUCGCCCGGGAAAUUGCGACAGUGACAUAUCGCAGUGGACCGGAGUGGGAGAAUCGGUUUGGAAGACAGCGAGCCGACCCCAGUAAGCAGCCCGCUCUCUGCCCGGAUUUCUUGAUUGAGACGUACUUGGACCACGCCGGUGAGAAGUUUUCCUUGGAAUACGAUCCAAACUCUCUGCUUUACGUCAGCAAGGCAAUGGAUCUGUUCGAUCUUGGGUGGGCUCAUCAAGAGAGCACCAGGACACGGAGACAGAAGAACCAGGAGAAGUUGUUGAACUUCCGCGGGGCAGAAACCAUUCGAAACGACCCAGCAUGCAGUUUGAUGCUGCCGCCAAAGAAUUACGAAGAGCAAGUCUCGACGGCGCCCAUGGAUGAAGCUGUCGCCACCGGCCAUCAAGCUGGACCGCCCAGAGAUCUCGUCCAGGGAAUGGCGCCACUAAGCAAUCAUCCGGUCUUGGUUAUGGGCGUGGCGAGCGAUAUACUCUUCCCAGCGUGGCAGCAGAGGGAGAUAGCUGAGACGUUGAGGGCUACAGGAAAUAAUCGAGUUACGCAUGUUGAACUUGGCGAGGAUAUCAGUUUGUUCGGACACGAUACAUUUCUGUUGGAUUUAGAGCAUAUUGGCGGCAAUGUUGGGAAAUUCCUGCAGUAA
Molecule: messenger RNA, 1611 nt
Organism: Fonsecaea multimorphosa CBS 102226
Lineage: Eukaryota; Fungi; Ascomycota; Eurotiomycetes; Chaetothyriales; Herpotrichiellaceae
Exons: 1
Coding region: 1-1611 (536 amino acids)
Biological process (GO): L-homoserine metabolic process
Molecular function (GO): L-serine O-acetyltransferase activity; homoserine O-acetyltransferase activity
Source: RefSeq, a predicted model, not a curated record